Fonticula alba is the source of this 1736-nucleotide messenger RNA. RefSeq lists its product as hypothetical. The record is from RefSeq and is a predicted model, not a curated record. The transcript is spliced from 7 exons. Gene Ontology annotation, cellular component: nucleus. NCBI's taxonomy places the organism in Eukaryota, Rotosphaerida, Fonticulaceae. Bases 100 to 1626 code for a protein of 508 amino acids. Gene Ontology annotation, biological process: kinetochore assembly; mitotic sister chromatid segregation.
UUCCCCUUCCCCUCUCUCGCCCUCUCUCCCUUGAUUCUUUUCCUUGCCACGAAUUCGCCAUCCACCUUCCUUUCCUCUCCCCGCCCCCAGCUACCUGCCAUGUCUGUGAUUUCACAUUUCCUGACUGGCUUCGCCCGACCAGGGGCGGAUCUUCGCGAGGGCAUGCUGGCUGCCUCGUCAUUGAAUUCGCGGGCAGCCGCUCUGUCCGAGCGUGCAACGUUUCUCCUUCGAAAGCAGGGAAUUGCCCCCUUCAAGGGUGAUGCGUCAUCGGAUAUGGUCUCUCUGUUCGAUGUGAACGAUCAGAAGGAUGAGCAGGCGGCGGCAUCCUGGAGGCAAUUUCUGCCACCAUACCACUUCCUACCGCCAUCGGCCCGGCAGGCAGCCGAGCUUUCGGCCGGCUUCCUGCCAUUGGAGGAAAGUCUCUCGGCUGGGUUCUCCCUGACUGGCUCCCACAAUGAGAAUGCCCUCCUUGCCGAGGACAUCGACAGCCUCGGGGCUGCCUACGAGCAGGGGGCCGCGUGGGUGAACCAUGCACGGGCCAUACAGGCCGGGCUGGUCAAUGACUUCCCGCCCAGCUCGAUUGAUCUGACCCUCGGGAUAAACCGCGAGCUGCAGGCCCUGGCCGACACUCCGAUUGGGCGUCUUGCUGUCGAGCGUGACAGCAUCGAGCGCAUCGAGCGAGCGGCCACCAUACGCAUCCUCCGAUCGACCUACCACCGGCUGGAGGCAGAGACAGCCUCUCUGGCGCGCCUGCCUCCAGUCGGGACCACCGAUCAGCCGGCCAGAGGCGCGGACGAUGUGGACAUCGAGCUGUCCCAAAAUGAGCGACUCCCGCGGCUACAGCAAGCGCGAUCGCUGGCGCGAUCGCGUGUCCGGGCACGCACUUCCGCCAUCACGCUGCAGCACUUGCGCAUUCAACUUCGUGGCCACUGGGCUGAUCUUCAAGUGUACCGCAAGGAGAAGGAGUCCCUGAUUGAUCUCCAUGCCAGUAUUGACAGCCAUAUCGAGGCUCUCCGGCAGGAGAGUGAGCGCAUUGAGGCAUCAGCACACGGGCCCGAAUCGGCCGAGCACGACACCGAGCCCGGAGCCGGCACCGAGUCCGAAGCUGGGACCCUGCGGCGCCUGGACGCGGAAAAUCGCGAACUGCUGGGGCACUUGACUCGUUUCAUCCGGUCAUAUUAUCCCCCACCAACGGCCGAGACAUUGGCCAAUUCCACCGUGGCCGGGAUCCCCACUGCUCGGGAUGCCUCUCUUGAGGCCGUCCCUUCCUUGAGUAUCCUCCUGGAGGAUCUCAUGAACCGGACCAUUCUCCAUCCUGAGGAUCCGUUCAUCAGCACCGCCGGCCACUGGCCACCGUAUGUGGAGCUCCUGCUUCGGUCUGGCAUCGCCACCACCGAGCAGGCCAACAGCCAGACAGCCACCCUGUCCGGGACAGCCAGCACCCAUGGGGAGAGUGCCUCCUCGACAUCGGUGUUCCACCGGACCCCCGCGUCCUACUCGCAGCAGUCGGCCGACCAAGUGGCGGCCAUGGCCUCGGCAGGGGCCGCGCUUCCGGCCGGUCGCCCCGGCCGCCCGCAUCAUCCCCCACAAGAGACCAUGAUUCGGCUGGAGGAUUUCCACCUUUGAGCCUGGGUUCGUGGGCAAUGUACAUACGUGUCCCCGUGCCAUGCUUCGAGGAGAGAUGUGUAUGGAGGCGGGGGUGCAUCGAUUGAUAUAAAUACAUGUGCAUCUUUACA